UGCGGGGGCGCGCUUGUGCCUUUGCUCAGAGUCUUAGCGCGCAUGCGUGCUGUGCGGCCGUGGAGAUACGGGCUGUGCGCAGCGGACACAGCGGCACCGGAGAGGUUUCCCUCCGCCUCAUUAUCACUUCUCUUUGCGGGGAGGGCUCAGCCUUGCUGCUACUGGAUAAUUAGGAGUACCCUUCGCGUGUAGCGCUCGGAUGCCAUUCCCUGUCUGCACUUCGGUGAGGGUACAUAAGGGGGUUCGGUGCCUCCUCCGCCGGUAACCGUGGAGGGGGGAGCGUGAAGGGUGAAGAAGUGGGUGCCUGAAGGCUAUAGGAACGGACUCCCAUUCAUACGGAGUGACCCCGCGUGGGAGGAAGAGGAAUAGACCGGCAAAAUGAGUGAGCAGAGCAUAUGCCAGGCCCGGGCCGCCGUGAUGGUUUAUGACGAUGCCAACAAGAAGUGGGUACCGGCCGGAGGUUCCACGGGAUUUAGCAGAGUCCACAUUUAUCAUCACACAGGGAACAACACCUUCAGGGUGGUGGGACGAAAGAUCCAGGAUCACCAGGUGGUGAUUAAUUGCGCCAUCCCUAAAGGACUGAAAUACAAUCAGGCGACGCAGACCUUCCACCAGUGGCGGGACGCCCGGCAGGUCUACGGCCUGAACUUCGGCAGCAAGGAGGACGCCAAUGUCUUCGCGAGCGCCAUGAUGCAUGCCUUAGAAGUGCUGAACUCACAGGACUCCGGUCCGACGUUAUCUCGGCAGAAUUCUCAUAUACCUUCUCAAGUGCAGAAUGGCCCAUCCCAGGAGGAGCUGGAGAUCCAGCGAAGGCAGCUGCAGGAACAGCAGCGACAGAAGGAGCUGGAGCGCGAGCGCCUGGAGCGGGAACGGAUGGAGCGCGAGCGCCUGGAGCGGGAGAGAAUCGAAAGGGAGCGCCUGGAGCGGGAGAGAAUCGAAAGGGAGAGGCUGGAGCGGGAGAGAAUCGAAAGGGAGCGUCUGGAGCGGGAGAGACUGGAGCGGGAACAAUUGGAGCGAGAGAGACUGGAGAGAGAACGUUUGGAGCAAGAACAGCUGGAGCGCGAGAGAGAGCGGCAAGAGAGGGAGCGCAAAGAGCAGUUAGAGCGUGAGCUGCAAGAACAGGAGAGACUGGAGCAGGAGAGGAAAGAGAGAGAGCUGCAGGAAGAGCUGGAAAAGGAGCAGCUGGAAUGGGAAGAGGAGCAGAGACUGUCCAACGCCGCUUCCCCCGCAUCUGUUGAGAACUCUUUAAACUCUGUGCUGGGAGACCCCCGUGCUUCUCAGCCAGACUUGAUCACCACCUCUCAGCUGACUGACCCUCCGACCCACCCGGGUGUCAUCCCCGGACCUCCUGCACCUCCUCCGCCUCCCCCUUUGCCACCGGGCCAGAGUUUACCGGCAGCAGCUGGACCCCCACCUCCCCCAAUACCCCCUCCACUUCCUCCUUCAGCUCAUGUCCCACCGCCGCCGGGGCCACCACCGCCGCCGGGGCCACCGCCUCCUCCUGGACCUCCACCCCAAACCAGCCAGGCUCUUCCCCCGGCUCCGCCGCCGCCUCCAGCUCCUCCUCUUCCGUCGGGGGCGGCUUCCAUUGGCUCAGAAGAAAACCGUCCGUUGGCGGGCUUGGCUGCUGCGCUUGCCGGAGCCAGACUGAGAAAGGUGUCCAGGAACGAGGAUUCCUCUGGUCCAGGGAUCGCGGUCGCCGGCUUGUCGGCUGCCAAAACCGAACCUAGUCGCGGAAAUGGACCUCUCCCCAUGGGAGGCGGAGGACUCAUGGAAGAAAUGAGCGCCCUGCUGGCCCGAAGGAGGCGGAUUGCCGAAAAAGGACCAACGGUGGAGUCCGAGCCGAAAGAGGAGAAGCCGGAGGAGCCUGAGAUCGUACCUGCGAGAGUCCCCUCGGCCGGCACACCUGAGCCCACUAGGAAGCCCUGGGAAAGGACUAAUACGUUAAACGGCAGCAAGUCCCCCGUUAUCUCCAGACCAAAGUCUACACCGUCUGGGCAGCCCAGUGCCAACGGAGUGCAGUCCGAGGCGUUGGACUAUGACAGACUGAAGCAGGACAUUUUAGAAGAAAUGAGGAAAGAAUUAUCAAAACUUAAGGAGGAACUCAUCGAUGCCAUCAGACACGAACUUGGAAAAUCCAACAGUUCAUAGAGCAGCCUCCGGACAGCCAGGACACGAUCGCUUCACCCACAUCGGAAACAACGUCAUUUUCUAAGCAAACGGGGAACAGCGUAUAUAUAUAUAUCUCUCUCUCAAUAUAUAUAUCGGACUUUACAGAUUUCUCUCUGGAUGUAUAUGAAAAUCUCCUGGUUUUUCUGCUUUUUUUUUCUGCACUUUGAGAGCAGAAAAGGUCUUAAUGUUACUGUAACGAUUGCGCAGAAGUCACUUCUUCACCGGUCUACGGAGCUUGCAGUGCGAACGCGAACCACGUCGCGAUGAGAUUGCACAUAUAGGAGCGCGAAUGUUUUUUUUAAGAGACCGGUCCUAGCGGGUCGUACGGUCGUGGACUGCAGGCGUAACUCGGGUCUGUCUUCCUAUAAUAUUUGAUAUUUCCACCAAUAACGGUAUCGCCAUUCUGUAUACGCCGGCCGCGCGCUCGUCCCGAAGCGAGGGAUCGCGGGCACGGUUUCGGGAGAAUCGCCUAUAGAUGGUUUUGCACAUUUUAUUUUUUUUUUGUUAUAUAAAUUGACGGAAUGCCUCUGUUUAACUUUAUAGAUUAAAUUUAAAGAGGGGAGAAAAGGCAAAGAUGAUAAAUAGGUGCCUAGCCAAAUACUUUCCUAAUGCAAGCUAAAGCAUUGACUCUGAUCUCCUUCGGUACGCCAAGAUCUAG
This is a messenger RNA of Spea bombifrons (plains spadefoot toad), 2830 nucleotides long. It is a transcript of the gene ENAH, whose product is annotated as ENAH actin regulator. The transcript has 14 exons. Gene Ontology annotation, molecular function: SH3 domain binding; profilin binding. The record is from RefSeq and is a predicted model, not a curated record. Lineage: Eukaryota; Metazoa; Chordata; Amphibia; Anura; Pelobatidae. Bases 379 to 2151 code for a protein of 590 amino acids. Gene Ontology annotation, biological process: actin polymerization-dependent cell motility; axon guidance; actin polymerization or depolymerization.